AUGGGUUUCGACAAUGAUCUUGAGGGUGAUAUUCAAUUUUCAAAUGUUUAUUUCUUUUAUCCGUAUGGUCAACCUGUUGCUCUUGUUGGUUCAUCUGGAUCGGGAAAAUCAACAUGUGCUCAAUUACUGCAACGAUUCUAUAAUCCACAGUCAGGUUCAAUUCUUAUUGAUGGAAAAGAAGCGAAAGAAUAUAAUCUGAAAUGGUUACGAGAACACAUUGGUGUCGUCAAUCGAGAACCAGCUUUAUUUGGAUUUGAUUUAGCCACUGAUGAACAAUGCACAUGA
This is a messenger RNA of Rotaria socialis, 285 nucleotides long. The record is from the annotation of a GenBank genome assembly. NCBI's taxonomy places the organism in Eukaryota, Metazoa, Rotifera, Eurotatoria, Philodinida, Philodinidae.